Fasciola hepatica (liver fluke) is the source of this 204-nucleotide messenger RNA. The record is from the annotation of a GenBank genome assembly. Lineage: Eukaryota; Metazoa; Platyhelminthes; Trematoda; Plagiorchiida; Fasciolidae.
CUGGCAUUCAACAGACGAAAACCUCACACAGUGGAAUUGAAAUUUGCGCUUACCAAGCUAAACAAGGAUCUUGAGCGAAUCAAACGUCGAAUGGCGUACAUGGAAAGUGUCCUGGAUCAGACGGUUGAACAGACUGGGAUGGGAUCGUAUAAAACACAACAGGAUGUUGGAAUUUACAGUGACGAUCCGAUGAUCAAGGAUUAG